This is a messenger RNA of Hydractinia symbiolongicarpus, 813 nucleotides long. Its product is annotated as probable serine/threonine-protein kinase dyrk1. NCBI's taxonomy places the organism in Eukaryota, Metazoa, Cnidaria, Hydrozoa, Anthoathecata, Hydractiniidae. The coding region runs from base 1 to 813 and encodes 270 amino acids. The transcript is spliced from 3 exons. The record is from RefSeq and is a predicted model, not a curated record.
AUGUAUAUUAUAUCAACACGACGAAGCCAUUAUCAAUUUUCACAAUGUCCUCCUGAUUGCACCAAUACUGAAACCAAUAGUUGGACAGCAGUUAUUCGAUACACAGGCGUUGUCCUUUUUGUGUGUUGUGGUGUAUCGUCACAACUUUCAGCAAGAAAACAAUAUUUUUUUGCAGCUUAUGACAGGGAAUUUCGCACGUUAUGUCUUAUUUUUAUUUUUAGCAUAGGAAAAAACAACAACGGAAACAACAACAUCACAAACAAAAGCACUGAAAACAACAACACCGGAAACAACAACACCACAAACAAAAACACUAAGAACAACAACACCAGAAACAACAACACUGGAAACAAAAACACCGGAAACAACAACACUGGAAACAGAAAGACCGGAAGCAACAACACUGGAAACAAAAACACCAGAAACAACAACACUGGGAAAAAAAUUACUGGAAACAACAACACUGGAAACAAAAUCACCGGAAGCAAUAACACUGAAAACAAAAUCACCGGAAACAACAACACUGGAAACAAAAACACCGGAAAAAACAACACUGGAAACAAAAUCUCCGGAAACAACAACACUGGAAACAAAAACAACAUAAACAACAACACUGGAAACGAAAACACCGGAAAAAACAACACUGGAAACAAAAUCUCCGGAAACAACAACACUGGAAACAAAAACAACAGAAACAACAAACUCGAAACGAAAACACCGGAAACAAGAACACUGGAAAAAUCAACACAUAAAACAACAACACGUGGUGGAUUCAGUGGAGGUAAAAAGAAUACACAGCAGGAACUUUCUUAA